Scleropages formosus (Asian bonytongue) is the source of this 1750-nucleotide messenger RNA. RefSeq names its product nuclear receptor subfamily 1, group H, member 4 (gene nr1h4). Gene Ontology annotation, biological process: negative regulation of inflammatory response; cell differentiation; positive regulation of transcription by RNA polymerase II. NCBI's taxonomy places the organism in Eukaryota, Metazoa, Chordata, Actinopteri, Osteoglossiformes, Osteoglossidae. Gene Ontology annotation, molecular function: bile acid binding; RNA polymerase II cis-regulatory region sequence-specific DNA binding; zinc ion binding. Gene Ontology annotation, cellular component: RNA polymerase II transcription regulator complex. The transcript has 10 exons. Bases 157 to 1593 code for a protein of 478 amino acids. The record is from RefSeq and is a predicted model, not a curated record.
CCAACCUGUACAGCCUUCGUGUGUGAGCAAGCAGCUGGAUGCUUACUGGUGUGUAUGGUAAUAAAAAAGGUGGACACUGCAAGACUGAAGGGCAGGACAACGCCAGAUUUGGAGUCCAACACCAGAAGAAAUAAAGGAUCCGCUUGAGUCCUCUGGAUGAAUGAGUGGACGAGUCCUGACAUCACAGUGGCAGAGGCCCUGCAGGCCUCAGGUUGCGAUGGCUUCACCAUGUCUGAGAACGCACACAUAUUUGAUUUACUGCCUGAACAAGGUAGCGCACUCCUGCAGGACCAGGAGGUACUCCCAUUUGUCAGCUAUCCCAACAUCCAGUAUUCCUGUGGGGACCCACCCAUGGUCUCUUCACCAUACUACUCCACUCAGAGCUACUACUCCCAAUACAGUGAGGAGUGGAACCCCUUCUCUGGAAUAUAUCAUGUGCAGAAGGACCCUACACAAAUCAGCUCUGAAACAGAAAUGGAGGAGGUCAUGGAACCCAUGUGCAAAAAAGCCAGGUUCCCUGGCAACCGAAUCAAAGGAGAAGAACUCUGCGUUGUCUGCGGUGACAAGGCAUCUGGAUAUCAUUAUAAUGCGCUCACCUGCGAGGGCUGCAAAGGCUUCUUCAGACGGAGCAUUACAAAGAACGCCGUGUACAAGUGCAAGACUGGUGGAAACUGUGAGAUGGACAUGUACAUGCGUAGGAAAUGCCAGGACUGCCGGCUCAGGAAGUGCAAAGAGAUGGGGAUGCUGGCAGAAUGUCUGCUGACAGAAAUUCAAUGCAAGUCAAAACGACUGAGAAAGAAUACAAAGGCUUCUUCAGAAGAAUCUCCUGGGGAUGAAAUGAAGGGAGACGUUGGAGAUGUCAAACUAAUCACUUCCACCACAAAGAUUACAAAGGAGAAAAUUGAACUCAGUCCAGGCCAGUUGGCUCUACUCAAACAUAUAGUAGAUUCCUAUGAUAAACAUCGUAUACCCCAAGACAUGACCAAAAGGCUUCUUCAAGACCAAUACAGCACAGAAGAGAACUUCCUUUUGUUGACAGAAAUGGCUACUAGUCAUGUACAAGUGCUCGUGGAGUUCACCAAAAACAUCCCAGGUUUCCAAGCCCUGGACCACGAAGACCAGAUUGCCCUGCUAAAGGGCUCUGCAGUGGAAGCUAUGUUCCUGAGGUCUGCCCAGAUGUUCACCAGAAAGCUUCCUCACGGUCACCCAGAUGUGCUUGAGGAGAGGAUACGAAAGAGCGGAAUUUCUGAGGAAUUUAUAACCCCCAUGUUCAACUUCUACAAAAGCAUUGGAGAACUUCAGAUGGUGCAAGAGGAACAUGCCCUCCUGACAGCCAUCGCCAUCCUAUCACCAGAUCGGCCAUACGUGAAGGACCAGGAGGCUGUGGAGCAUCUUCAGGAGCCCGUGCUGGAGAUCCUUGACAAGUUCUGCAAGCUGCAUCACCCAGAGGACCCGCAGCACUUUGCGCGGUUGUUGGGUCGACUGACGGAGCUGCGCACGCUCAACCACCACCACUCGGAGAUGCUGCUGUCCUGGCGUGUCAAUGAACACAAGUUCACUCCCCUGCUGUGCGAGAUCUGGGAUGUGCAGUGAGCGACCUCGUAGUGAGCCACCACUGACAGAGCCAGGCCCACUUAAGCCGUCCCAGAAAGAAAUGCAGUGAAGUUGAGUUUUAGUAUUAAAAUGUGUAAUAGAUUUUAAUUUUAACAUAGAAUGGCUUGGGAAGGUGCAGCAACAAAACGUAACUCAU